CGGAGCCGGAGUAGCAGCAGCAGCGGGAGGAGCAGGAGCAGAAGUAGGAGUAGCAGCAGCAGCCACCUCCGCCGCUUCAAGAGCAGCAGCAACAACAGCAGCCGCCUCGGUUAAGCGCUUCGAGGUCUGGAGAGAACGACUUGUGGCCCAGCUCCUCGCCGCUGCAGCCGGGGAAGCAGCCAGACCAUUGUCUCUCACUGCCGGGAAAGUGGGGAGCAGCGCCGGCUCGGCCCGCGGGGGAGUCCCGGGCGCCGCACGUGUUCUGGGUCAUGAAACUUAAUCCACAACAAGCUCCGUUAUAUGGUGACUGUGUUGUCACAGUGCUGCUUGCUGAAGAGGAUAAAGUUGAAGAUGAUGUAGUUUUUUACUUGGUGUUUUCUGGCUCCACUCUCCACCACUAUACAAGCACCAGGAAAGUUAAUCCUGAUACCUUGGAGACAAUUGCUCCUGGUCAUGACUGCUGUGAAACAGUGAAGGUCCUGCUCUGUGCUUCCAAAGAGGGACUCCCUGUUUUUGUGGUGGCUGAGGAAGAUUUUCGCUUCAUUCAGGAUGAAGUAUAUGAUGCAGCCCAGUUCCUGGCAACCAGUGCUGGGAACCAACAGGCUCUGAACUUCACCAGGUUUCUGGAUCGAUCAGGACCACCCUCUGGGGAUGUGAAUACCCUAGAUGAGAAGGUAGCACUGGCAUUCCGACACCUCAAACUGCCAGAAGAAUGGAACGUGCUGGGAACAGACCCAACGUUGAAUGAUGGUGGCCCACGGGAAACAUUGAUGCAUUUUGCAGUGAGACUGGGACUGCUGAGGUUAACUUGGUUUCUGUUACAGAAGCCAGGUGGAAGAGGAGCUCUCAGCAUACACAACAAUGAAGGAGAGACUCCAGCAAGCCUUGCUUUAGAACGGGGCUAUCAGAAGCUUCAUCAGCUUUUGACAGAGGAGAAUGCUGGAGAACCUGACUCCUGGAGCAGUUUGUCCUAUGAAAUACCUUAUGGGGACUGCUCUGUGAGACAUCACCGAGAGUUGGACAUUUACACAUUGACGUCUGAAUCAGAUGAGGAAUCCCUACAUCCCAGAGACAGGAGGACAGGGCAUAUAUUUAAGCUCAUGAACAUCCAGCAGCAGCUCAUGAAAACAAACUUCAGACAGACAGAGGACCGUAUCCCCUUAAUGAUAACAUCACAGGAUCCUCCACUUGCUCACAGUGUCCUGGAUGAGGAUGGCCAACAUCUUUCCAGCAUCGAGGCUCCCUUAGGAGAUCAGCAGCAAUCUGUUCCACUUGGAGGCAUGGACAACCCUGACUACAAAGGGGACCCAGUUAGAUUGGAUGAAAAGUCAUGUGAUCUGUCAAGACCAAUGAGCAAAGGGAACACAGAUUGUUCCUGUAGGAGGAAAGAUAAAGACCUUGAGAGAAAAGGGGUCGAGGUGGAGCCAGGACCAUUUAUAGUCUCCGAGAUUGUAUCAGAGAAAGACAGAUGCCUACAGAGUACACCUGCUAGCAUGAAUAACACAGAAGACCUUCCAUCCUGUGGAAAUACAAAUGAGCAAACUGGAAUGACAUCUCCUGGCACUGUUUUGGACCAUGAACAUAUGAACAGUGAAGAUGGUGCCACAGGGGAAGUACAUAUCAGUGAACAGAGUCAAGACCAAAAUGUCCCUGAGGCUAAAGGGGUCACCAGUUCAGAGGCAGAGUGUGCAACUCCAGAAACAACAGAAAAAGUGAAAUGCGAUCUCACAAGCCCUGAGGCCACUGUCCAGAAAAGUGUGUCUGAAAUGCAGGAAAGUAAAACUGAUAGACUUAAUAAGAGCCCCAGUGUCAGCAGAGCUGAAACCUCUGAUGUAGAAAGAAACGGUGACGCUGAGGAGGAGCUGAGUGUACCAAAUGGUAUUGACUCUCCAAGUUCCUUAGACAGCAAUGAAUAUCUUCAGGCUUCAUCUACAGUGGGUAAAGGAGAACCCCUUACUAAAGAAACUGUGCCAGGAACUGAAACUUCAAGCAGAAGUAGCAAAGAGAACUCAGAUCCUGUAGCUGAGAACCAGGCGGCUGGGGAUCAACACCCCCUGAUCAUUUCAUCUUUAGAAAAAGAUACCACUGGUCAAGAGGAGGUAUUGGCAGAGUUAGAAAUGGAUUCUUCUUUAACCGGCAUGUGUGAGACAGGCUCACCUUCUGAUUCAACUUUGGCCAGCCCAGAAAAAGAGCCAGUUUUGAACCAGACAUCAAAAGGCAUCUUAGCUCAAGACCAAGAUCAGGAAAUUGAAUCAACCAUCUGCUGCACAACGGAAGAGGACAAAUUUAGUUUUGAUUCUGUACGUAAACAGAAUUCAGUGACUCCUUGUGGAGACAUGGAGACAGAGAGUAAGGAUGGCGAACCCAACCAGUCCAAGGAUGUGAAGAGAAAUUCCCCAUGUACACCUGCUGAGGUUCAGACGAAAGAAUUAUUUGUGAGUGGGGGAGUCUCUGAUCCUGGAGGAGAUAACCAGGGACCUGAAGUCCCCUGUUCUAUAGCAGUUUUAAAUAAAGACACCUUCACACAAGAUUUAAAACUGGACACUCCUUCACCACCCAGACAUAAAUCAAUUUCACCUCCUCAUCGAGCCUUGAUCGAAGCAAAAGAAAGUUUUAUACUGGAUGAGGCAAUGACAUCUGAAAAUAAUUUUGCUCAGCCAGACAGGCCAUGGGUUGAAUCAGUAACUGAAGAUGAUGUGAUUUCUUUUGUUCCCUCCCAGCAAGAAAAGGGAACAGCAACUCCUGAAAAAAAGACAGAAGAAUAUAGCUGUGGCCCAGCACCGGAGCUCUGUGUGCCCGACAAACUGACGACAGAAGACAGCUCGGCAAGCCUGCCAUCUUUUUUUCCUGAUCCUGAUCCUCAGCUAAGUAUGGGAAAUUCCAGUUCUGUAGAAGGGGACAGUGUGGUUGAAGGUCUUAAUGACAAGACGGUGGAUGUGUUAGAAUCGGAUUGUUCUGCACCCAGUAAAAGGACAACCCCUUUGCCUGCUAAUUCAGUUUUGUCCAGGGCAGACAAGGAGAUGGUGGGGCCAGAAAGCACUGUAGCUCAGGAACAAGAUAAAGAGAGCAAAGUAGCCACUUGUUCCAUAACUAAAGAGGAUGCACUUUGUUCAGUUUCCUUGCCUAAAGAGGAGACGCCACCUCCUGGAGAAGAGUCCUCAGAACUUGGUGAUCAACCUGUCUUAGCCUUGUGUGCUGAGGGCAAAAUACUUAAACACAAUAAUAAUUCGUCGGGCACACCCUCUGCCAUUCUCAAUGCAGAACCCGAACAAAACAAGGAAGUGGCUACCAAAGUUUCACUGCAAGCCGAGCAAAGCACAGCUGUACAGUGUCAGGUGCCAUCAGAAGCCGGUUUGUCUGCAGACGGGCAGGGGACAUUAGGCUCUGUAGAGUGCUGUUUGCCAUUGCCGUCAGAGACAGACAAAACUGAAGCUGGCCCAGAACGAGGUGGAUCUGAGCUUUGUGACAGGGAAAAAGCAGUGGCUGAAAAACCCGAAGUAAAGGAGACUCAGUCUAAAAGGGAGUCCUCCUCUUGUGAAGGGAGUGGAAAUGUAACUGUGGGUUCCAGAGAGGAGGCUACCCAGGAUCCUUCUGUGUUGGGGACAAAGGAACUGUCUGGUGGCCACCAGGAUGUUCUGGUGCAGAAAAACAUGGCGGCCCAAGAGAAUGAUAUAGUCUUGGGCCUACCAGGAGCCCCACCAGAAGGUGAGAUCCUGGAGGAGGAAACUGUAAUCACAGAAAUUCUUCCUGCUAGGAAGGAGAAAGGGGAGGUAGAUGAAACCAUCCCCACAGCAAGACAUCUGAAGGAAGCAGAGCUAGACAGUAUGGUACCAAGGGUGUUACUGCAGCCCAUUGCCGAAGAGCUGCUGCCCUGUGAGAACGACGUCACUGGGGACACGGUGCCCUUGGCGGGUGAGGGCGAUGCCGCACCUUGUGUGGACAAAACCAAGGAAACCUUGCCUGAUGGAGAUGGGGAUGGUGAUGAACAAAAGACAAGCUCCCAAGAUGUUCCCUCUCAGAGUCUGCCUAGUCAGACUGAUGCUGCAAAUUCACUGGAGAGAGAAAACCUGAUAGAGGAGGCUGCCAACCACUUGGUGGGUACGAUCCUUGAAAAAGUGAGAGCUACAGGUGGGGCAGUCACCAUGGGAGAGGGUAGUCCUCCUCCACAGUGUGAUGCUCCUGAGCCAAACCCCAUUCCUGAGGAGCUAGAGAAAACUGCUGCUGUGGCAGGGCCUUGCGUGACUCUACGAGGUGGACCGGCCAAAGGAGAAUCAGUUGUAAACUCAGAAGUGCGAGUAACCAGAGGAGAGGAGCAGGAAAAAGUCCCUGGACCCUCCCAAGGACCUGAACCUGUGGCAGAAAUGCCAGACAUGAAAGCAGAAGAUGAAGUGGAUUUUCUGGAUAAUUCCAGGGAGGUCUCAAUUUCUGAAGAAAUGGAUGUAGCUAAACACAAGACAAAGCCCAUGAUAAAGACCCAAAUGAUAAACCGGGAAAGCUGGUGUACGAUAGAACCAUGCCCAGAUCCAUCACUGUUGGCUUCCAAACAGAACCCAGAAUGCGAGAACUUCUUGGAAGUUGGACUGGGUGGAGAGUGUGCCUCAUCACAGGAUGUACUUAAAAGACAAUCUGGAAGUGAUUCUGACCUCUUCCCUUCACCCAAUGAUGAAAUGGACGACAGCAUUAUCUUUACAAAGCCUGAAGAAGAGCAGUCUGUCUGUGACAUCACUGGGUCCAGCUCUUCCACAGAUGACACAGCCUCCCUGGACCGCCAUUCUUCCCAUGGCAGUGAUAUCUCCCUCCCCCAAAUACAAAACCUGAACAGGACCAAGGAUCGACAAAGCCUCGAUGGGUUCUAUAGCCACACGGUAGGAGGUGAGGGACGGGAAAGUGAGAGUGAACCUGCUGGCUCAGGUGAAAUGGAAGAAGAGGAGAUGGACAGCAUCACUGAAGUGCCCCAAAACUGCUCUGUCCUGAGAAAUUCUAUGCGUUCUCUGUCCCCUUUCCGGAGACACAGCUGGGGACCAGGGAAAAAUGCUGCCAGUGAUGCCGAGAUGAAUCACCGAAGUUCAAUGCGAAUUCUUGGGGAUGUUGUAAGAAGGCCUCCCAUUCAUAGGAGAAGUAUGAGCUGGUGUCCCUCUGGCGUACAAUACUCUGCUGCCCUGAGUGCUGACUUUAAUUGUAGAAGUUUCAGUUUAGAAGGCCUAUCUGGAGGAGCUGGGGACAGCAGCAAGCCAUCCUCAACUCUGGAUGCAAAUUCUUCAAGCUCAAAAGAGCUGAGUCGAAGUCCCUUCAGUGGUGAGGAACGUGGUGACUCUUUGGUGUCACUCACUGAAGAGGACCUGGAGUCAGACCAGAGAGAGCACAGCAUCUUUGACCAUAAGCCACGCCAGAGAACCAAACAGGGGUUUAAUUAUUGUACAUCGGCCAUUUCUUCUCCACUGACAAAAUCCAUCUCAUUAAUGACAAUUAGCCAUCCUGGACUGGACAAGGCCCAGGAGGAGCAGAUACAGCCAGCAAGGCGGAUUUCCUUCUCCAUCAGCAUCUCUCCACUUCUCCUUAAGUCUAAAACUGUCUUUUCUCUUGGCUCUUCUUCCAGUGAUGAAGAGGAGAAGUUGCAUAAUUCACGGUCCUUCCACAGUACCAGUGCUAAUUUGACUGAAAGUGUAACUGAACAGGCCUUUAACUUUGCUCCACAAAGCCCCUCCAAGAAAGAUUUUGAAGGGAAAAGUGGAACAAAAGUCAGUCGCACCUUCAGCUAUAUCAAGAAUAAAAUGUCCAGCAGUAAGAAGAGCAAAGAGAAGGAGAAGGACAAAGACAAGAUUAAGGAGAAAGAGAAAGAUUCCAAAGAGAAAGAAAAGGAUAAGAAGAUGUUGAACGGACAUACGUUUGCUUCCAUCCCUGUUGUGGGGCCAAUCAAUUGCAGCCAUUGUCUGAAAGCUUUCACCAACAAAGAUGCUUACACAUGUGCAAAUUGCGGUGCUUUUGUCCACAAAGGCUGUAGAGAAAGUUUGGCUUCUUGUGCAAAGGUCAAAAUGAAGCAACCCAAAGGAAACCUUCAGUCGCAUGACACUUCCUCACUUCCCACAGUCAUUAUGAGGAAUAAACCUUCACAACCCAAAGAACGCCCUCGUUCUGCAAUCCUUGUGCCUGAUGAGACCUCUGUGGCCCCAUUGUUCUCUAACAGGCGGUCACAACAGUGUGCCUCACUUUCCAAAAGUGUCUCUAUACAGAAUAUUGCGGGAGUUGGCAAUGAUGAGAACAUGGCAAACACCUGGAAAUUCCUGUCCCAUUCAACAGACUCUUUAAAUAAAAUCAGCAAGGUCAAUGAGUCCACAGAGUCACUCACUGAUGAGGGUACUGAUAUGAAUGAAGGACAACUCAUGGGAGAUUUUGAAAUGGAUUCCAAACAGCUGGAGGCAGAAUCCUGGAGCCGGAUAGUAGAUAGCAAGUUUUUGAAACAACAAAAGAAGGAUAUAGUCAAGCGGCAAGAGGUGAUUUAUGAGUUGAUGCAGACAGAAUUACAUCACCUCCGCACUUUGAAGAUCAUGAGUGAUGUAUAUAGCCGAGGAAUGAUGACAGACCUACUGUUUGAGCAGCAAAUGGUGGAAAAGCUGUUCCCUUGUUUGGAUGAGCUCCUCAGUAUCCACAGCCAGUUCUUUCAGAGAAUUCUGGAAAGAAAGAAGGAAUCCCUGGUGGAAAAAAGUGAAAAGAAUUUUCUCAUCAAAAGGAUAGGCGAUGUCCUUGUGAAUCAGUUUUCAGGUGAGAAUGCGGAGCGACUAAAGAAAACAUAUGGCAAAUUCUGUGGUCAACACAACCAGUCUGUGAAUUAUUUCAAAGACCUUCACACUAAAGAUAAGCGCUUUCAGGCCUUUGUAAAGAAGAAGAUGAGCAGUGCAGUUGUUAGGAGAUUGGGUAUCCCAGAAUGCAUUUUACUUGUAACCCAGCGCAUUACCAAAUAUCCAGUUUUGUUGCAAAGAAUAUUACAGUGUACCAAAGAAAAUGACUUAGAACAAGAAGAUCUGGCCCAGUCCCUGAGCCUGGUGAAGGAUGUUAUUGGAGCAGUGGACAGCAAAGUUGCAAAUUAUGAAAAGAAAGUCCGUCUCAAUGAGAUUUACACCAAGACAGACAGCAAGUCGAUUAUGAGGAUGAAGAGUGGACAGAUGUUUGCCAAGGAAGAUUUGAAACGAAAAAAGCUUGUUCGAGAUGGGAGUCUCUUCCUGAGGAAUUCAGCAGGGAGGUUGAAAGAGGUCCAGGCAGUUCUACUCACUGACAUUCUGGCUUUCCUUCAAGAAAAAGACCAGAAGUAUGUCUUUGCAUCACUGGACCAGAAAUCAACAGUGAUCUCGUUAAAGAAGUUGAUUGUACGAGAAGUGGCCCAUGAAGAGAAGGGUUUAUUCCUGAUCAGUAUGGGAAUAAAGGAUCCAGAAAUGGUUGAAGUUCAUGCCAGCUCUAAAGAGGAACGAAACAGUUGGAUUCAAAUCAUUCAAGAUACUAUCAAUGCCCUGAACAGAGAUGAAGAUGAAGGAAUCCCCAGUGAAAAUGAAGAAGAAAAGAAAUUGUUGGAUGCAAAAGCCCGGGAAUUAAAAGAGCAACUCCAGCAGAAAGAUCAGCAGAUCUUAACUCUUUUGGAGGAAAAGGAGAUGAUUUUCCGAGACAUGACAGACUGCAGUACACCCUUAUCAGAAGACAGUUCACCAACUCACAGCUCCAGGAUACUAUUCAGGUCCAACACUGAAGAGGUUCCCAAAGGAGGGCCCAUCAUGAAAAGUGCAAUAAGUGAGGUGGAGAUGCUACAGGGCUUGGUGAGUGGCAGCCUCGGGGGCACACUUGGACAGUCCGUCAGUAGCACAACCACAGAGCAGGAAGGAGGAAUAGUCAGUCCGGUUUCUUUACCUCGGAGAGCAGAAACCUUUGGAGGAUUUGACAGUCACCAGAUGAAUGCCUCAAAAGGUGGUGGUGAGAAGGAAGACGGAGAUGAUGGCCAAGAUCUUCGGAGGACAGAGUCAGAUAGUGGUUUGAAAAAGGGUGGAAAUGCUAAUGUGGUAUUUGUGUUGAAAAGAAACAGCGAGCAAGUUAUCCAGAGUAUUGUUCAUCUACAUGAACUUCUUAGCACUCUGCAGGGUGUGGUGUUACAGCAGGAUAGCUACAUUGAGGACCAAAAGUUGAUGCUCAGUGAGAGGGCAAUAACCCGGAGCUCCUCCAGACCCAACUCUCUGAUUGAGCAAGAAAAGCAGAGGAGCCUAGAGAAGCAACGACAGGAUCUGGCCAAUCUGCAGAAGCAGCAGGCGCAGCACCUGGAGGAGAAACGCCGACGGGAGAAAGAAUGGGAAGCCCGGGAGAAAGAGUUGAUGGAGCGAGAAACACGAGUGGCCCAGUGGGAGGAGAAAGUGCAGAGGGGGCAGCAGGACCUGGACAAGGAUCGGGAAGAGCUCCAGCAGAAGAAAGUGGCGUAUCAGUCUGACCUGGAGCGGCUCCGAGCUGCCCAGAAGCAGCUUGAGAAGGAACAAGAGCAAGUGAAGAGGGAGAUGGAGAGAUUAACCCAAAGGCAGGCAGAGCAUGAUGCUAAUCAGGUUUCACAUCAACACAGUAAAUUGAUGCGGAUCCCAGCCUUCUUCCCCAACCCCGAGGAACCCCCGCAGCUAACAGCACCUUCCAUAUCUCAGUCAGGAUCUUUGGACUCAGAACUUUCAAUAUCCCCCAAAAGGAACAGCAUCUCUCGGACACAUAAAGAUAAAGGUCCAUUCCACUUACUCAGUUCAACCAGCCAGGCGAGUAAAGUAUCAGAGGGGCAGAGCCAAAUCCCAGUCUCUACCUCUACUUCCACACGCCUCUUUGGUUUAGCAAAGCCAAAGGAAAAGAAGGAGAAGAAGAAAAAGAGCAAGGGAGGCCGUUCUCAGCCGGGUGAUGGUCAUUCACCUGAAGCACCGGCAGAGGGUGAAGAGAUCUUCUGCUGAUGGUUGGCUUUUUUGUUCUCCCAAGAUAGAAACUAUUGGAAUCUGACACACACCAUCAUCACCAGCUCUGCCUUCUUCACUGCUAGUACAUGGGCUUUCCACGAUGGGACCUUUCCUUCUCUUUGUUAAGAAACACAUGACAGUGCUCUCCUGGAUCCCGGAUUUGAUGGAAAUAAAUUGAGUAUUGGGGCAGGGAAGGAACUCGGUCUGCUUUGGCCAUGACUUGUGAAUAGGGGUACUCUGCUUAAGAUGUAAACAGCUAUCACCAGCACCCUGGGAGUGCCAGAGAAUUUGCCAUGGCACAAAACCCAGUAUGAAAGCAUACAUGCCUCUGAAUUUAUUUUAUCUGGGGAAGACAGCUGAAAAACAGAGCACGCCUUUCGGUCCCCUUGCAGUAUAACCUGUAUGUACAUACACGUGUAUGGAUUUCAUGUGUAUAUACAUAUAUCUGCGAGUUGUGCAUAGCAUGGAGACAGUUGGGUUAGCUUAGCUCAGCCCAAAAGGAAGAUACCUGAUUAUAAUCAGGUAGCAUGUAGAUAUUAAAUAUCUCACUCUUUGGUUGCCCUUCCUCCCCAUUCCUUGCACGCUGCCUUCCUAUUUUGCAUGUUUCUUCAUUUUAGGAGGAGGGUCUGAUGAUGAUAUGAAAAGGGGGGGGGGAAGCCUGAUAUUUGUAAUUGGGUGGGUAUAUUGCACACCACCUGGAUAUUGACGGUUUGUUGGAUCCCAAAAGGAUGGUAUUCACCUCCAUCCUUAUAUUCCAGAGAGGCUUAGUAAAAUGAAAACUCAUCAAUUGGCUUUCCUAAAGUGUCUAUCUGCACAGAUGGCACAUAGAGUUCUCACCUACCAAGGGAACAAAUCCUGUGUCAGCUUUAAUUUUCUGAGGAGGACAUUUGUUUGUUUGUCACUGAUUAUUCAAAUCUGGUUGACAUCUCCUGGAACUAUUCCCGAGAACCUUGCAUGUGAGGCAACUAAUGUUUCCUGUCCUAAUAAGUAUAACUGGACUGGACAAUGGUCCUUUGCUCCAAAGGAGUAUAAUGAACGGCGUUCAAAAUCAGCAACCACUCCCUUGCUCUGUAAGCUUGACUUCUCCAGUAAAGUAUAUUAGCAUCAAAGACAGGUACCAUCUGUGAUUUUGUCCAGCUGUAUGUAGUCAUCUCCCAGCCCCACACCAUGAAUAUCAGCUGGCUAGCAGAAGGCCCUGGGCUCAGGGACUCAGGAGACAGUGGAAUGUGAGUCCGUGUAUUGGUAUUUCAUCAAUGAAGAUAAGGGGCUGACAGAAAAAGGAAAAAAAAAUGAUUUCUAAACUCAGUGUUUCACAGGAUUCAGGAGACCUCAGCAGAUUUUGAAUUGUUGAGAACAAAAAAGAAAGAAGGAAAAGAAGCUAGAAGGCAACUGAAUGGCUGUUGUCUCCUUACUAGUUUGGAACAAGUAAUCAUACCUGCUGCUUUGUUUUCCCCACUUUGUUUUGAUUUGUAUUUGCUCAAAGCUUUUGCACCAGAAGUUUGUUGAGGACAGCUCAUUGGCUAUAUUUUUUUUUCUUUUUCUUUUCCCCUCCAAAUCAACCAUAGUAGUAGCCUUUGAAGCUCCACAUACAGUAUGUGGUUCCCCACCAUACCCCACCCCAGUAUAGGAGGACUGCAAAAUAUUCUGUUCUUCAAGUGAGGUCCUUGAUACCCAUUUCCCCUCAGGAGCAUAGGGGCUUUGAAAGUACUUUUUUUUCCUUUUUUAAACAAAACUAUUAUUUGGUGCUUGUUAAUGAAUUGCAAGCUGGCCUUGCAGAUUGGAGAUAUUUAUCUUUCUGUUUUUUUGAAAGAGGUCUGGUUUAAAAAAAUUUUUUUUUAGUUUAGUUUUGUUUAUUUAUUUUAUUUUUUUAAAGGAUAUAGAUAAUAUCCCAAUGGUUAAAACUCUCUCACUAACACAGAAAGUGAGAUGAUACCACUUUUCACUCCUCAGUGUGCUACUUAAAAAUGAGUAAAUCUUUCACCUGGGGCUGCCUUUAAGGCCAAGUAACUAUAGAUGAAAAUGAAGAGGGAAAAGGAAAGAUUCAUACUCCUUCCUUUCUCCUCUCCCAUCUCUCCCCUCUCCAUUUCUAGAUGAAGAGAAGAAAAGGGACUAUCUUGUUUCUUGAGUUAAGAAUUCAAGAAACUUGCCACCUCUUAGCUCUAUUUAUUCACUUUGACUUCUUGUACUUUCCUACCCUUCUGACACAAGGAUAUAAAAGCAAAUCUGUUGUGUGAUCUCUUCAACGAGAACUCAUUACAAAAUAAAUAAAUAAAUAAAAAAUCCAAAAAGCAAAGUACUUCUUUCCUCAUGCAGCCUUAGAUUACAGAAUAUUUAUUAAAGUGCAAGCAAAGUAGACCCUUACCAGAUCCACUAUUACAGAACUUCUCUCUCUCUCUCUUUUUUUUUUCCUGCUAGCUAGAUGGGUCCAGCAGUUUACCUAGCAUCCCAUACCCCACAGUCUUGAUCUCCUAUAAACAGGAGAGCAUGGUCUUAGAAGGACAGAAGAAUAGUAAGAACUCAGUCCUCAGCUGAGCAGCUUCCGCCCCAAUGUAAAUACAACUACAGUAUGUGCAAUAUUGAAAUGAAAUUGACCUUUCUAUAGCUCCUCUGUAUCAAGGUGUGUAUUAGCUGUCUGUCUCUCUUCCCCCCACCCCCAUGCCUCUCUAGACAGAUCUAGGUUUGAAAGGAAAAAAAAGUAUUAAUACUGAUCAAAUUUCUCUUCUCAAAUAGACUGGUUUUUUUUUUGGGGGGGGUGAGGCAAUUGGGGUUAAGUGACUUGCCCAGGGUCACACAGCUAAUAAGUGUCAAAUGUCUGAGGCCGGAUUUGAACUCGGGUCCUCCUGAAUGCAGGGCCGGUGCUCUAUCCACUGCACCACCUAGCUGCCCCUCAAAUAGACUGUUCUAAACAGAAACACAUUUAAAUGAUUAUACAUUGCUGCAAAAUUGGAUCUAGUUUGAUUUGAAAGUUCCCACCUAGUUGUAAUAUUUUGUUUAUUUUAUUUAGGAAAUGGGGACUUUUUUUCUCUCACUUAAAACCACUGAUUUGGUUCUUGUUGGACAGGUUUAGGACCAGGACACAAGUAGAUAGUCUCCCUGCACUUUACCCAGAACUACCAAAUGUCACACAUGAUUCCAGUUGCUUUGUUAAGGGAAGUCCACUUAUCCAGAGCAUCCUCUUCCAUGUGCUUUGGUCAUCUCUUAGCCCCUUUGAAAUGGAACUCUCAGUGGUUUCACUCUGGCUUAGGGAAUUAGUUUGCUGCUUCUGCUCUUUUUUACUUGGUGUGCAAUUCACCUUGAGAUCUGAUCCUGGUUACUGAGAAAUGGAGGCAAGUCGGACUGACCUAUAGUGUGACAAGGGUUAGUUUUCAUGGUGACUUGGUUUUGGGAUUCUACAAUUUUCCUUGCCCCUGGUGUAAGAUGAUAUAUUUCCCUACCAGAAGAGAGCAAAGAUGCCGAAGAGGAAUUGGUUAUCAGAUUACCAGAGUUUUGGACAUGGUGACCUUGCGGAUAAUAGUGCCUAGUUUUCCAGAAUCAAGUGGGUUUCAUGGAAUCAGUUUUCCCCUUCAGUUAAACAUUAAAUUAUCAUCUCGAUAAUUUUUAUCCCAGUUUAAUGCCAUAUGCACUUUAAAAUCUCUUGUCAGUAGCUUGAUAAUGAGACAAUCAAAUGUAUCAUCAUUUCUUUUUCUUUGAAAUUGAGGUUAGAACUGCCAAAGCCAGAAAUGCUGCAGACAAUUCAACUUUUGCCAACACUUUUACCCCUCUUUGCCCCCUAGGUGAGCUUGCAGGGACAGAAUCAGUCUUAAAAAAAAACACAACAUUCACUGUUUGAGUCUAAGGGAAAGAAAAGGUAAACUAUAUACCUUUUGUCUCCAUUGACAGGUUAUUCCUUUGAUAACUGUCCUCCCCCCUCCCCAAUCCAUGAUCCUUUUCAGGAGUUUGGUAUAGUAUUAAAGAGAGGUAUGAAGGCCUGGUAUUAUUUGUUUUGGGGGGGGUGUCCCAUUAAACGAGUUAAGACUGAUGAUCUGGGAACACAUUCUUUUAUCCAGAUAUUAUUACCUGUAGAAGCAUUUUGUAAUCUAUGUCCUUUUGGAUGAUAACCCCUCUGAUUCUGACUCUCGCCUCCCAAGGGUUCUUAAUGUGUCUUGGAGCAGAAACACUAUCAAACAAGGGAGAGAAUAAAGGGAGAGGCAGUGAUAUUGAGAAAGGAGUACUUAGGCCCCCUAAAAAGCUAUCCCUGACCACCCCCUCCCAAACACUUUGCAUUUCCUGGUAGAUGAAGGCAGCAAGUCAAGACCUAGCUAUGACACUGCAGAGCACAUUGUUGAAAAAUGAUAGGAAGGGUACCACUGGGUGGGAGGAAGGAGAGACUAUAAGAAUUGCAUUUUAUUCUCUAGUGAGCUUCAGUAACCUUUCUGCAUUCCUGUGUAGCAAGAAGCCACCUUCCAAAGAAGGGGUUUUUCACCAAGGCAAAAUUCCAUACACUGUGCCAGUGUGAGAUAGUUUACAGUCUGUAUGGUCUGACCUUCCAAAUCUUGAGUCCUUGAAGUGUGGAAUCAAGAAAUACUCAUUCAGAUUAGACUGUCUUGACAUAAAGGAAGAUGUUGGGUGACAGUAACUGAGGGAGGCAUGAAGUUUCCUUAAUUAGGAGGGUCAUUUUGGAAGCUAUUGUAGAAUUGGAUAAGAUACACCAUUUCUUGAUGAGUUAUUUCAAAGGCUGCACAUUUGUUCCGAUUCGUGUUUGUCCAUAGAAAGGAUGAUGAUAAGGUGUUUGUUUCAGAAUUUUCAUUUUUGUUUUUUAAUGUAGCAUAACAUUCCUAGUUAACCAGAGCUCUGGAAUCUGCCACCUGCUGGCCAGGUUUAUAAAAUAAAAAAUAAUUUAAUAUGCCGCCUUUAAAUUAAAACAAAACAAAACAGAAGCACUUUUCCAAGUGCUCGUCUUAUUUCACUUGCUGGAAGAACAGGCCAUGAUUCCUUCUUUCCCCAUCAAUGUAGCUAAGUUUAAGGACAGGCAAACUGAACUGGCUAAUAACCUCUCUAGCUAUGGAAAAAUCAUAAGCCUUCUAUAGAAAAGUGAAUACUGAAAACCAUCCUAUAAAAUGCAUUUUCCAUCAUCAUCCACUUAUGGCUGUCUAAAGAGAGGCCCACACCUACAUCACUUUAUACACCUCCCCCAAAACGCAUAAAAUUCUUUCAUUCCUGGCUCUUGGGCCCAGUUUUAAUCUUCUCUUUGUAAUAGGUAGGUGUACCAUACCAAGAUGCUGUGUGGUAGUGACUUCCACUAUCUUCUGCCUUUUUUAAAACCACGUAAUGGUGGUUAGAAAGCACUGACAAAGGGAUGUGUCCAGUUCAGUUUGUCUGUGGUUAAAGUUUAGCCUUGUGGUUUCCUGUGUUUUCUUUUACUGAUAUGGAGUGCACUAGCAUAUGCCACCGAAUGUUUAAGAGGGUAGCUGUAAUACACCUCAUACCUCUGCUUUCAGUUUAUUUUUUAAUGCUUAUAUAAGCAUUUACCUUGCUAGAGUCUAUUAAAGAAAAUGGGUCAAAACCCACUUUUGCUGUAUGUUAAUUUGUAAUUAUUGUAAAGUAAGCAGUAAAAACUGUAAAGUUUUUGGUUUUUUUUUCCAGUGUGUGGUUUUUGCCAUUACACACUGACUUUGUAACAAGCUUUUAUUUAUCUUCCUUUCUAGUUUAUUCAGCUUUAAGUCUUGUAAAGUCCCCCCCCAACCUCAAAAUUAAUAAAAAUUUCCUUUUGAGUUUG
This is a messenger RNA of Dromiciops gliroides (monito del monte), 14712 nucleotides long. It is a transcript of the gene AKAP13, whose product is annotated as A-kinase anchoring protein 13. The record is from RefSeq and is a predicted model, not a curated record. The coding region runs from base 270 to 8954 and encodes 2894 amino acids. Gene Ontology annotation, biological process: regulation of Rho protein signal transduction; adrenergic receptor signaling pathway; positive regulation of canonical NF-kappaB signal transduction. Gene Ontology annotation, cellular component: actin cytoskeleton; membrane. Gene Ontology annotation, molecular function: MAP kinase scaffold activity; guanyl-nucleotide exchange factor activity. Lineage: Eukaryota; Metazoa; Chordata; Mammalia; Microbiotheria; Microbiotheriidae. The transcript is spliced from 39 exons.